Messenger RNA from Musa acuminata AAA Group (dessert banana), 2092 nucleotides. RefSeq names its product ATP-dependent 6-phosphofructokinase 5, chloroplastic-like. The transcript has 14 exons. Gene Ontology annotation, molecular function: 6-phosphofructokinase activity; ATP binding. The record is from RefSeq and is a predicted model, not a curated record. Bases 68 to 1864 code for a protein of 598 amino acids. Gene Ontology annotation, cellular component: cytoplasm. Gene Ontology annotation, biological process: fructose 6-phosphate metabolic process; glycolytic process. NCBI's taxonomy places the organism in Eukaryota, Viridiplantae, Streptophyta, Magnoliopsida, Zingiberales, Musaceae.
AUUAAAUCAAUUGAACCCUCUCUUCCGCCUCCGAUUUCGAAGCCCUGUGGUUGCUUCGCCGGACCCGAUGAGCACCCAGAAGAAGCGAAACUUCAAUAUCGAGGCGUUCAAGCGUCGGGUGAAUCUGGCGCCGAGGAGACCUGGAAGGUGCUCGAGAAUGCCUUCCACGAGAUUUACACACACAAUACCGGCGGUCUCAGCUUUGAAGAACUCUCCAGGUUCUUGUAUUCCAGUUUGCUUCAUUGGAUCUUCUCAACUCUUCUACAUUUGGAGAAUGGCUCUGGCUUCAUCAAUUAAUGGAGUUGAUUUAAUUAAUGUGCAGCAACAUGGUAGACAGUUUUGCCCAAUUCACCCAUUGGUGAAUUUCAGAAAUUUAAAGAUCAGAAGAUUUGAGAGAGUUAUUAGAGCUGAAUCCCAGAUGACAAAUCCUAGACCAAUUGUUGUUAAACCAGAAAUUGACUUUAAUGAUCCAGACUGGAAAAAAAAAUUCCUAGAGGAUUUUGAUAAGCGGUUCAAUUUACCACAUUUGAGGGAUGUUCUGGAUAUUCAGCCAAGGCCAACUACAUUCUCACUCAAAACCAGAGGUACUUUAGAUGUUGGUAAUGGUGCAGCAAGAGAAGAUUGGAAUGGCUUUGUGAGUGAUGAUGAUAGAGCACUUCUGAAGGUUAUAAAAUUUGCUUCCCCAACUUCUGCUGGUGCUGAGAGCAUUGACCCUGAUUGCAGCUGGGUAGAACAAUGGGUGCACCGUGCUGGACCACGUAAGCAAAUAUACUAUGAACCGAGGGAGGUAAAAGCUGCAAUUGUUACUUGUGGAGGGCUUUGUCCUGGUCUCAAUGAUGUAAUUAGGCAGAUAGUGCUCACACUUGAAAAAUAUGGGGUAAAAAAUAUUGUUGGAAUUCCAUAUGGUUUCCGUGGAUUUUCUGAUGAGGGAUUAUCUGAAGUGCCGCUUUCGCGUCAAGUGGUUCAAAAUAUUAACCUCACUGGUGGAAGUUUUCUAGGAGUAUCCCGAGGAGGUCCCAGCACCAGUGAUAUAGUUGAUAGCAUCCAGGCCAAGAGAAUUGAUAUGCUUUUUGUACUGGGCGGAGAUGGGACACAUGCAGGGGCACUUGCCAUACAUAAUGAGUGCCGCAUGAGAAAAUUGAAAGUAUCAAUUGUCUGUGUUGCAAAAACUAUUGACAAUGACAUACUACUAAUGGACAAAACAUUUGGUUUUGACACUGCUGUAGAGGAAGCUCAGCGGGCAAUCAAUUCCGCAUAUAUUGAGGCUCGUAGUGCUUACCAUGGCAUUGGAUUGGUCAAAUUGAUGGGAAGAAGCAGUGGGUUUAUAGCCAUGCAUGCAUCACUUUCUAGUGGUCAAAUUGACAUUUGUUUGAUUCCAGAGGCACCUUUUAAAUUGGAGGGGCCAAAUGGAGUCUUAGUGCAUCUCGAGUAUCUGCUGAAAACAAAGGGAAAUGCUGUAAUUUGUGUUGCUGAAGGAGCAGGACAAGAAUACCUAAAGAAGUCGAAUACAACAGAUGCAUCAGGGAAUGUGGUUCUCAGUGAUAUUGGAGUUCAUGUUCAGCAGCAGAUCAAAAGACAUUUCAAGGAUGUAGGCAUUCCAGCAGAUGUGAAAUACAUUGAUCCAACCUAUAUGAUCCGAGCUUGCCGUGCCAAUGCGUCUGAUGCAAUCCUCUGCACUGUACUAGGCCAGAAUGCUGUACAUGGUGCAUUUGCUGGGUUCAGUGGCAUCACAACAGGUAUAUGCAAUACACAUUUUGUCUACUUUCCUGUUACAGAGGUCAUUGCAUCUACCAGGUAUGUAGACCCGAACAGUAGGAUGUGGCACCGAUGCCUGACAUCCACUGGCCAACCUGACUUCGAAUGAAGUAUAUAACAUUCAAGGGGCAGUUCGUUAGUUGAGAUUCCAUCGUAAUAUGGGGAGUCGGGGGCAUUGUUAGUUCGGAUCCGUCUUCACAUUGAUUACGUAGGUUGUCAUUUUUUUUCUUCUAUGUAAUAAAUUUGAAGGGAAAUAGCAGCGAUCUCAAAGUUUCGCAUUCCCAGUGUUUUGUUACAAAUGAAUAGAAAUAAUUGAAGUACCAGGUGGUUAUAAUUA